AGUGAAAAGCACGCACAAUAAACUUUCUGUUAUCACUCUAAAUACUCUUUCAACAGUUUUUCAAUCUAUUUAUUUAUGUCUUUUCAAGGGAAUAUUAGAAUAUAAACUAUUACAUACACUUCUUUUCAACCCUUCACCUUCACUAUAGGCUCAUUGAACUAGAGUAUAUAUUUAGCUUCCCACCAACACUUCUUCAUCCUACUAGACCAAGUCACCGGCUAACAUGAAAGGUUACAAUGAUAUGAUAUUUUAGACAUUGUAGAGUUAAGAGUUUUGGCACUUAGCAGGGUGGUUAGCCAGUUAGGGAAGAUUAGAUCAUUAUAAUGAUACUCUCUAUCCGAAAAUUAUCGGAUGAAGUAGGUUUGGUGCUUUUGUGAGUUUGACUUUCAUUAGGGGUUAUGGGUUGUACUUUUUUUUUUUUUUAUUUCAAAUAAAGGAUAUUCCUCUACUGGCAAGAGGGUGAUGAGAACUGAAGGCAAAAGAGAAAGCCUUCGACUAUUAGGAUAACUUAUGAUUCUUUAUAGGUUGUACUUAGGGUAGUUUAAGAGGGCAUUUGUUUCAUGUACACUACCAAUACACUUUAAAAGAAAGACGGUACAAUUGAAUAACAUAAUACAUCAAGAAUGUAAAUUUCAUGCUUCUUAAUGUAGCUUACCUCUUCGUUGUGGAUGCAGAGACAAGUAUGGAUGGCAUGAAAAGCGCGGCACAUAAGCUUGCACACAUAGAUGAAAAUGGUCCUGCAAAAUGGCUUCCGACAUCUGUCCCUCCACCGGAGACACCAACUGAGUCCAUGGAGUUCUUGGCAAGAUCGUGGAGUGUUUCAGCCACAGAGCUCUCCAAGGCCCUCUCUACCAACUAUAUCAUGCCGAAAAAGCCUGAGAAGACAGCAUUUGGUUUUCUUAGUGAUGAACUGAAUAUCAAUGUCAGAGAUACCGUGAUACCCAAUGAUUAUCAAGUGGAAUCGCUACGAAAUGGAGAGAGUCCUCCAAUUUCUCCAAGACUGAGUGAUGAAACAAAGGAACUGUUCUUACUUCAUCAAGCACUGCACCCCGAGUUCCUGUCCAAUCAACAGCUGCUAAGAAAGGGGCUAUGUAAAAGCAUCAUAAAAGGACGGACAAUGGGAAGGCGCAUGAAAGAUCAAAAGGAGAAAAAGAAACAUGAAAUGAGAACUCACAAUGCACAGCUACAUGCUGCAGUGUCUGUAGCAGGAGUAGCUGCUGCUGUGGCAGCUUUAACGGCUUCAAAUGCAACGUCGACUGAAAUAUCAUCUGGACAACCAAAGAUGCCAUCUAAGCCGACUACUGCCCUUGCAUCUGCUGCUGCACUAGUAGCAUCACACUGCAUUGAAAUUGCAGAGGAAAUGGGAGCUGAUCACCAUCAGAUCCUGUCAGCUGUUAAUUCUGCAAUAAAUGCAAGGACGAAUGGUGAUAUCAUGACCUUAACAGCAGGAGCAGCAACUGCACUAAGAGGAGCUGCAACCCUCAAGGCAAGGUUACAGAAGGGUUAUGGAGCAGCAGGUCUUACUCUAAGUGAAGAACAAUCUGAAGAGGGCAGAGAAUCACACUCAACGACUGCUAUGAACUUUGCAAUGCAGGGUGGAGAGCUUUUAAAACGUACAAGAAAAGGUGAUUUACACUGGAAACAAGUGUCAUUCAGCAUAAAUUCGACAUUGGAGAUAGUUGUUAAACUAAAAAGCAGGCAUAUGGCAGGUGCAUUCACAAAAAAGAAGAAAUUUAUAGUGACUGGAGUAUACUCCGAUAUUUCAGCAUGGCCUGGCAGAGAGCGAGAAGACAGUAGCGAGCAGAGAGCUUACUUCGGGAUACAAACAUCAGAUAGGGUUAUAGAAUUUGAAUGCAAAAACAAAGGAGAAAAACACAUGUGGACUGAUGGGAUACAAAAUUUAUUGAAUUGUCACAUUAAUAUGUAAAGUAUGCCUGUAAGAGUUAUGUUACAUUACAAUUUGGCUGAUGUAAAACUAAAAUUUCUAUGAUUGAGUGCAACAUAAAAUUAAAA
Messenger RNA from Amaranthus tricolor (Joseph's coat), 2013 nucleotides. Its product is annotated as VAN3-binding protein. NCBI's taxonomy places the organism in Eukaryota, Viridiplantae, Streptophyta, Magnoliopsida, Caryophyllales, Amaranthaceae. The record is from RefSeq and is a predicted model, not a curated record. The transcript is spliced from 8 exons. The coding region runs from base 635 to 1927 and encodes 430 amino acids.